CUCGGCGCCAUAGGAGGGUAUAAGUGGGAUAACAAUGAGAAGCAUCUCAAGCCCGAGACCGGGCUGCUCAACAUCCGUGCCGGGCUCGGCGUGUUUGCCAAUCUGCGGCCAGCCACUGUGUUACCGCAGUUAGUAGAUGCAUCUACUUUGAAGAAAGAGGUAGCUGAAGGAGUUGACAUCAUGGUUGUUAGAGAGCUUACUGGAGGGAUAUACUUCGGCAAACCUAGGGGUUUUGGAACUAACGACAAGGGAGAGGAAACUGGCUUCAACACUGAAAUAUAUUCAGUUGCUGAGAUCGAUCGUAUUGCCCGUGUUGCAUUUGAGGUUGCUCGCAAGAGAGGAGGAAAAUUAUGCUCGGUGGACAAGGCGAAUGUACUUGAGGCGUCCAUGCUCUGGAGGAAACGGGUAACUGCAAUAGCUUCCGAAUUCCCUGACGUAGAGCUCUCACACAUGUACGUUGAUAACGCUGCAAUGCAGCUUGUUAGGAAUCCUAAACAGUUUGACACGAUUGUGACAAACAAUAUCUUUGGUGACAUAUUAUCGGACGAAGCAUCAAUGAUCACAGGAAGCAUUGGAAUGCUGCCAUCUGCCAGUGUUGGUGAAUCGGGACCAGGUCUUUUUGAACCCAUUCAUGGCUCUGCUCCUGACAUUGCUGGCCAGGACAAGGCAAACCCGCUAGCUACAAUUCUUAGUGCUGCGAUGCUAUUGAAAUAUGGCCUUGGUGUAGAAAGUGCUGCAAAGAGAAUCGAAGCUGCGGUUACAGAGACACUGGACAAUGGGUUCCGAACUGGGGACAUAUAUUCUCCUGGGACGACAUUGGUUGGAUGCAAGCGAAUGGGAGAGGAAGUCCUGAAGGCUCUGGAGUCGCAGAAGUAAAACAGUAAAGGGUUGAAGAAGCCUGCGGCAUGGGAUGGUCGAAAGCGCACUGGGAUCCGAUCUGACCUUAACCCACCAAAGAUCAAUUGAUCUUGUCCCUGGAUAGCGUGAUUUUGUUUUUAUUUGCCUUCCUCCACCCUUGUAGUUGGGUGCAGGAAUUUAGCGGAUCAUCUUCUCCCUUUCUGUUGCUCAUUGGAAAGAUUUUUGCGUGCCUUGAUUGAAUAAAUUGUGUCGGUGAUGGAUAGAAAAAUGGGGAUGGUUCCCCUUUGCUCCUGGCUGGAAUGAAAAAGAUAUUGGAUUU
Molecule: messenger RNA, 1177 nt
Organism: Triticum urartu
Lineage: Eukaryota; Viridiplantae; Streptophyta; Magnoliopsida; Poales; Poaceae
Source: RefSeq, a predicted model, not a curated record